UAUUUACCAGGUCAUAUAAAAUAAUACAGACCAAGAAAUAUCAUAAAUAAGGAAAAUAGGAGGCCUUAAAGAUUUAUAACCCCUUAUCGUAUUCACUCUCCUUAGAUUACUUAUAGAACCUCCUCUUCUAUAUCUAAAUGCUCUAAUUACCAUUACGGCAAAACACAAAUCCCUAAUUUAUCAUAAAAUUAUAACUAUCGACGUUUUAGAUCCUCUGUCAACUAGAAACAUGAUAAAGAUCAAAGGAACCGAGUUAUACUGAGGUCAUUCAGACUCUUUGUUUAGACAUGACACAAUUGCAUUGUAUCUAUUUAAUCUUCAAGAGCAUCAAUAGGGUCAUUGUCGUUAUUGUCGCCUGUCUUACAUAGAGAGUAUUUAUGUCAGACACGUUCCCGUAGAAGUUCGAUUUAUGAUUUUGCUACUUUAUAAUAGUACAAGUAAGCGAAAUUACGAAGACUGCUCUAUAACCGAAUUAAGUAAACGAACCCAUACGAGCCUCGUAUAGGUACGUACGUACGAGACGAGGUAAGUCAGUAAUUCUAAAGUAGACAAGGUAAACUACAUUGUUACAAUGAAUAACAAUACCCAUGACUGGGACCGCCUGCUCCUCGACGCGGACUGGGUAAAUUUGGACUGGCGGCAACAAACGCACAACUUCCGACUUGUGCCCUGGGCAGAGAUACGGAAUGGCACCCUCAGACAGUUGGCCAGGCUACACGCGGAGUACGACCAGAACCAUAUACCAUCGAACUCCUGGCCUGUACGUAGUCCCGCGGCCGAAGAAUUGCUCCGUAGAAGAGACCUGGAGGAGAGAAACCUCGGAACAGAGGCCCAAUCCGUGCACGAUUGGCUCCCCAAUGAGGUCAAGAUGUUUUCAUCGCCCGUAAAGGCGGCCCCGGACCUCCCUAGUGUUCCCGAGCUCCCCGAAAUAUCUCCACAGCCGGCUCCUAACACCUCGACCGGGGGCAAUACGAUCAAGUGGGACAGGGCCUCCACGCCAAUUAAUCAACCAGGUAAGAAAAAGAAGAUCCCGGGCCUGAUCUACAAGGACGACUCGCCCGGGCACUGGACGGUAGGUUUUGAGCUGGAGCUACCCGUCGCCGUUUAUAGGAGAGGGGGGCUAAUGGCCGAGCGACCUCACCCCCGCGACCCCCGGUGGGAAGCCGAGGAGAUCGUAACCGACAACGUCCCAAAGGAAAGGGUCCACAAAAUCACGGUGGACCGUUUUAUCGAGGUGCUCAACUCGCAAACCGACAUGGUCUUCAUCCAUCGGGACGAGGACGAGGACUCGGCCCUUCACGACCUGAGGAUGGAGAAUAUGCACAGGCUUGAACACGGAUUCCCCCUAUUGGCAGACGUGAUCAUGCGCGACAGUCCGGUGCGAUCCUCGAGUGGAGCGUCCCCCAUAAGCAAGCUAGCUGAGAACGCGGCAGUGCAGGCCCGAGAUUUUCUUAAGUUGAGCUAUUUUAACAACUCGGAACCCGCCAGAAACUUUAUGUUAGCAAGUCGGGAGGAGCUCCGGGAUGCCGCACAGCGGGCCAUCAUGCACGGCAUACCUACCGCCUCGGAGAGGCGGGAGGCCGAAAAACGCCUUGAGGAAUUACUUUACCUGGAAUCAUACCUGCAAAAGCGAGAUAAGAACCAUGUCCCCUUAGAUGGCAUGCGGCCGCGGUAUCGAGCCUUCUCCGUCUACGCAAUCGACGAGGUAAACAUGGAUUGUACGGAAGGCAGACAUUAUAGAAACUGGCCACAAACGGAGGCAACUCCCAAGGAUCUAUAUGGGUGGGUAACGAUCAAGAUCUCGUCGCCGGUACUGCGCUUCGAAUGGCCGCCGUUGAAACUCGAUGGCAUGAUCCGCGAUAUCUGUAGAGUCGUACGUGACAACUUCCGCGUACACCGAGACACGCCCUGGAUCCCCGCGACGACGCAGAUUUCCAUCUCGCACACCAACGGUCUUACACUCCUAGAAAUCCAGAAGCUAACCUCGUUCCUUGCCAUCGAGGCCGUCUCCAACGACCUGCGGCGUUUGAACCGAUGGUAUCGAACCCGAACGUCGCACGACAAGGUGUGCGGGCCCAUCCGCGAAGUCUCCCAGCUAGGUAAGAUGGCGCAGACAAACCAGUACGUGGAAAACUUCGACAACACUGCGAUCGUGCCAAAACACGGGCCUCUACUCACAGAGCGGCAGAACCAGACAGCGGCGGCGCAUCUGCCCGUCAACUUAAUCACGCAAAGGGAGAACCUAGCGGGUCGCAUUUUCCUAGGCUUGAUAUGGCAAUAUACGGACGUAGACUCUAUCGUGGCUGCCGUGGGCACGGGGUACCGGUCGCGGAAGACCGAGGUAAUGAUCAAAUGCCGGGGCGUAGGUACUGCCGCGGGGAGGGCGAGCCCGGGCCCUGAAAAUGAAUUGGAGCAGGAAAAUCUAGACUACGACGGCAAGUUCUUCGAAGUAGAUAAGCAAAGAGGAGUUUUCGAAUUCCGACAAAUGGGGGGAUCGCUUGACCCAUCGAACAUCAUGGCGUGGAUGAUCGUGUGCUGCGGGAUCGGCGACUUCAUGAGAACCUCAACACCAGUGCAGUAUCAGUCUACCUUAGAACGGAUCAUAAGGGACAGGGUACCAGUCAUGGAAGCUAUAAAUAUUCCCAUCGAGGCUCGGCAAUUUUUCCAGAACCAUAUGGGCCGUAGUGGGCAUCUGGAGACAGAGUUUGACGACGACAAUAGUACCAUUGACUGGAGAGACCCUUUCUACCCGACAUACCCAAAGUAACCUCCGUGGAGGUAGUAGAGACGUAAUAGGUAAUGUAAAAUCCCUUCUUCGGUAUAGACUAUGGCCGGGUAUUGUAUAACAGAGUGAACAUAGAGUUGUAUGAUUCCCCUAGGUUAACUAGUUAAUGUAACAUAUGAUAGAUGUUUUAUGUCCUGGAAUUAGCAAUUAUUAGAAGUGACACAUGAAAGUAAAAUACGACUUCCCUUUUA
Daldinia loculata is the source of this 2976-nucleotide messenger RNA. RefSeq lists its product as uncharacterized. The record is from RefSeq and is a predicted model, not a curated record. Bases 572 to 2767 code for a protein of 731 amino acids. The transcript has a single exon. Lineage: Eukaryota; Fungi; Ascomycota; Sordariomycetes; Xylariales; Hypoxylaceae.